Phalaenopsis equestris is the source of this 953-nucleotide messenger RNA. RefSeq lists its product as uncharacterized. Lineage: Eukaryota; Viridiplantae; Streptophyta; Magnoliopsida; Asparagales; Orchidaceae. The record is from RefSeq and is a predicted model, not a curated record.
CGCUCCCUCGCUGCAGCUUUUUGUUUUUUUAGGCAUCACCUCCCCACUAACUACCCCGCAUCUCUCUUUCUCAAUCUCUCAAUCUCGCCAGAGAAACAGAGAUGCUUCUGCAAGCAGUUCCGGCGGCCACGAUUCUGCUGGCAAUGUUACUCUCAGCCCAAUUGGCGGCGAAUGCGGCGGCGGUACUGCCGCAAGGCAGCACUUCGCAGGUGGAGGAUGCGGAGCUAUUCCGACUGUACUAUGGGCAGAGAUUUAAGGUCAUCAAGAACUCUGUUGACGGACAGAGCUAUCUCCUCAUGCAGAAUAAUUCGACGAUGGCGUUGAGGACGAAAUACUGCACUGGACGAAUCAAAUCCUUUGUUGUUCCGCUCUUUAAUUACUCCGUCGACACAAUUUCCUUUCCUGUGUCCUUCUUUGAGACAGUUGAUGUGUUAAUUGAUCAAACAUAUGCACCAGAGCCAGCAGAGUACAGUCUUUCAACUUUUCUAGAUAACUGCAAUAUGGGUGACGACGCAAACUUUGACUUCUUGACAAAUCAAAGAGUAUGGAGAUUUGACAAAAGAGUUCAUUCUUGUGCACUAGACUGGUAUGAUGGAGCAAUAUCUCAGCCCCAGCUGGUAUUAGCAGAUCUUAUUGCAAUAUUCUUUCCCACUGGAAAUUACACUCUGACAUACUUCAGGAACAUUGCUAAGAAUGAAGGUGUGAUAUCGGUAGCACCUGAGAGUUGCAACAGAAGCACCUCUACACCGUUGGAUCCCAUCAUAGUUCAGUGUUGAUGAAGAUGCAUUAAUACCUUAAUCGAGACUUAUUAUUAUUAUUAUUAUUUUCAAUCCAGAUCAGUGCAAUCCAAGAUUCAAUUCUGCUCUCAUCACUUCUUCCAUUUGAAUGAAUUGCAUUCUGUAUUUGCAACUCUAUUGAGAAGAAUAAAAGGCAAAUCUUCAUAGAUUGGUAGA